Molecule: messenger RNA, 6345 nt
Organism: Anopheles bellator
Lineage: Eukaryota; Metazoa; Arthropoda; Insecta; Diptera; Culicidae
Gene: Pi3K68D
Product: phosphatidylinositol 4-phosphate 3-kinase C2 domain-containing subunit alpha
Exons: 9
Coding region: 1-5871 (1956 amino acids)
Biological process (GO): phosphatidylinositol-3-phosphate biosynthetic process; phosphatidylinositol 3-kinase/protein kinase B signal transduction; phosphatidylinositol-mediated signaling
Cellular component (GO): phosphatidylinositol 3-kinase complex; plasma membrane; cytoplasm
Molecular function (GO): 1-phosphatidylinositol-3-kinase activity; 1-phosphatidylinositol-4-phosphate 3-kinase activity; phosphatidylinositol binding
Source: RefSeq, a predicted model, not a curated record
AUGGCAACGAAUCCGAACGAGAUGGAAAUGGAGAGAAAGUACCUGGCCGACAUUGAGCGCGCUAUGGCUCUGAGUUUGGAGUCGCACGAGCUGGAGAAGAUCCGGGCCAAGCAGCGACAGAUUGCGCCGGAGCUGGCCAAAGAUCCGAAGGUUGUUUCACAAACGCUCGAAGAGUACCGAGCGUAUCUGCAGCGUCGAGUGGCCUGUGGUACCGGUGGCGGGAUAUCCAGCUCUUUGACGCCACCGCUGACGGGAGAACCGCAGACGAGACGGCACAGUGAUAGUCGCAAUCCUGGGUUGUACAAUGAUCUGCAGCAACCCGCUUAUCAUCCGGGCAGCAACGGAACGGCACCGGUAACCAGUGGUCGUGACGAAGCGGACCUCAUAUCGUUCAGUGCUGUCCCGAAACCGCCCGAUCCGCGGGAAGAAGCACACAAUAAUCUCAAGGAAUUGGUCGAUCAAAUGCAUCGUCUGAACACACAGUCUGCCUCUGCCGGUGCCGGCGGUAUGUACGAUGCGGGACAGUUUAAAACUCAACGCAGUCUCAGUAUGUCCUCGGCGUCGUACGGGUUUCAUCCGGCAGUUUAUCUUCCGGCCCCGGCAACCGUUCAGCCUCAACCGGCGCUCCUUCAAGGCCCGUUUAAUGCAGCGACGGCCACUUCGAUGCAACUGGUGCCCUACAAUAGUCAGCAAGCGGCAAAACCAAAGCCUCUCACAGCGGAAGAGCUUCACCGGCUGUAUAACAGUCCUCCGACGUAUGCGGUGGCCACUGCCACCGUGCCGCCCGCUUACGCCACCUAUACACCUCUCCCAGCGCAGUCUCAGGUACUACCUCAAGGAUCGUUUGUGACACCGCCGGCGGUUGGCAGUGCGUUCCAGCCGCAACCUUCGGUGGCCGCACCACCGUUGGCACCUUACCACCAUCAGCCAACGGCCAACAUCAUCGUCACCAAUCCGGAAACGGCUCUCGUACACGUGCCGAAGCUGGGUGCAACAGGACGCUCGCUAUCGCAGCCUCCGGCCACCCUUGCCGUUGCCACUUCGUCCAAUCAGCGACAACCGUCGCCGGCACGCGAACCGGCCGUUGUGCUGCGACCGAAAAGUGAUCCACCGGCCCCGGUCGCUGCGGAUGGAAAUCUGAUCGAUCUCGGGUACGAGGAGAACUCACGCGUAUCCGUGCUGGAGGCGUUCGAUCCGCUGCUCUGCGGCAAUCGGUCGUCCAGUGGCAGCAGUGGCGGCGGGGACGACAAAGGCGAUGAUAACGCCUCGACGUACUACGAGGACUACGAUCCGUUCGAUUACAUCUACAGCGGCGGUACGCAGUACUCGGAUCCGGUGUACGAUGCCGUCGUCAAUCGGUCACUGUCGGACAAAACGGCCACACCGCUGUCGCCUUCCCAAUCUCUGUACGGUGCGAUCGGUGGCGUCCUUCCGCCUGGGACACCCGGUUCCGUUUCACUCUGUUCCUACGGGUGGACCGCUGCGGUGGAAGCGACCUCCAUGCCCUCCUUAGCCGAGGGCACUGGGGAACCACCACCGUUGCCCCCUCGCAAUUCGGGCGAAAGCUUCUAUCACUCGAUGCUGCGAGGUGUUCCGGCCGAGCAACCGCACUAUGAAAUCAUGCAGCGGAAACCCGCGGUGGGCACAACCGAACGGCGCAUGACACCGUACAAGCUGUACGAGAACGUGGUCGUGGCGAAAACCUACGACAAGGAACUGCUUGCCUUCUACAACUCGGUGAAACAGCUGAGAGGACAAUUCCGUCACGAUGAUCCGCACACGAACGUGGGCCACGUGGUGGCGGCUGAGUUUGAGAACCGCUACCCGGAAGGCACCAGCAUCAAGCUAUUGGUGCAUCCGGCCUUAGACUGCUUCGUGAAUACCGGCCCGCAGCAGCCAAAGGGUCAGAUCGAGGGGUACGGUGUGCCGAUCCCGUUUACCUGUGAUAUUACGACAACGGUGGAGCACGUGAUUGCCCAGGUGUACUGUGCACUCGAGGGCCAAGUCCGUCACACGGUCAGUGAUUACCUGCUGAAGGCGAUCGGCAUCCAGGAGAUACUCGGCGUGCGGUCGCGCCUCAAUCAGUUACAGUGCGUGCACGAUAGCAUUAAGCUCGAGCACGACGUUCAGCUUGGAUUUGUUCCGAAGACCGCCCGGACGAUGAAGGCGAUCGGCAGGACUGCCCAGGACGAUGCACAGGAUGCGGAGAUACGCCAUGAGCAUCUGCUACCGAAGGAGUCUUCGAACGCGAUCGGCUACGACGACCUGAUGAUCCUGCUCGAGACACUCGAGGCAGAGAUCGAGAAGCUACAGUCGUCAGCCGAUGAUGGCCCCUCAGGGCGCACCAUUCUAACCUGUUCCGGUGUGAUACAGGCAGUGAAGGCAAUCUGUAACCUUCUCGGGCCACUCGAUACACUCGAAAUUGCGAAAGCGAUCGACGAUCUGCGGUCGUGCUGUGAUCAUGGACAAACGGUGUACAGCUACGGUGAUGGCGGCCAGGCCGAGUAUAGCAACGGGAGCCUGGCGAUCGUCUCGGAAAGUGGUGAUUACGCGGAAGUGAAGCUGCGGCCGCGCACCGUCGCCGAGCAGGUGCGCUAUCGUUGCAACGAAGUUCGGAACGCGAUCCAGAGUUUGCUGGAAAUCUACGUGCAAGCGUUUCGUGUCAAUUUCUGUGUCAACGUGCCCGAGUACAGCGCCAAUCCGAUCUCGAUCUGCAACAUCUCGCAGUCGGUGAUGGUGAACGUGUCGUGUUUGCACCGUCCGCCCAUCCACUGGCGGCACGAUGAGUACAACCUGGGCGUGCAGAUCUAUCAUGGGGCGCGCUACAUCAGCGAACCGUACGUUGUGCAGUGCUCGAACGAACUGUCCGGGAUCUAUCCGCGGCUAACGUUCGCUUCGUGGAUCAUGUUCCGCAAUCCGGUCUGUACGCUGCCGCGCGAAGCCCGCCUCGUGCUCGUGCUUUACGGGUGCAUCCGCGAACCGGUGGACGGCAGUGGCAGUGGGGAAGGUGUGAGUGGAACCGAGGAUGGUGGAUCGCAGGUGCUGGGAAACGGUGAUGGUGGCCCGGGGGGGCGCGUGACAAAGGUUGAGCUCGGUUGGUGUUCGUUGCAGUUUUUCGACUUCGAACGGAAGAUGAUUCAAGGAUCGUACCUGCUGCCGAUGUGGCCCCCGACGACGGAUAAAUACUUUGGACCGGCCCCCUCGAAGGGCACGUACCCGAUCGGGGGCAGUUUCCCCAUCUUGGGGAUAGAGAUCCCUAGCUACGGUGGGGCGGUCGUGUUUCCGGAACCGAUCCGCAACCUACCGCCCGUGGUGCAGCUCGACUUUCACAGUCUCGAUCGCAAUCUGCAGCAGGAAUUGAUCGACACGGCCGAACAGGGUUACUCGCCCGAUAAGCUCGAGAAGCGGGAGGUCCUAUGGGAGAAGCGCCACUACCUACACGCGUUCCCGCACGCCCUUCCGAAGAUCCUGCACGCCGCGCACAGCUGGGACUAUGCGUGUUUAGCCGAUCUUCACGCGCUGCUAAAAUCCUGGACCACGCUCAGCCCGGUGCAGGCCCUAGAGCUGCUGCUUCCGCGCUAUCCGGAUCUCGAGGUGCGUCGCCAGGCCGUCGAGUGGAUCUCGACGAUGGCCAACGAUGAGUUUGGCGACUAUCUGCCGCAGCUCCUGCAAGCCCUGAAGCACGACACGUACGAAGGUUCCCCUCUGGCGAUGCUUCUUCUGAGCAAGUCGCUCGAAUCACCGCGCAUCGCUCACCACCUGUACUGGUUGCUGGUCCACAGCUUGCCGGGUGAGGCGCCCCAAAACAUGCUCGACACCGGGGCCGGAGCUAUUGCGGCGUGCGAUGAGGUGCUCAUGAAUCAGGCACGCUACCAUCGGCGCAAUCAGUUGAUGCUCCGAUCGCUGCUGGCCAUCUGUGGGGAGAAGCUAACGGCGCGGUUCCUCUCGCAGAACAUGAUGUGUCGCCGGUUGGGCGAGGUGGCGCAGAGUGUGAAGCUGGCGAAGGAAUCGCACCGCGUGAGCACCCUCAAGCAGGGUCUCGAGUCAGUCAACCAGAUGUUGAUCGAUAAUCCGACGGUGCUUCCGCUGGAACCGGGCGCCGAGGUGACGGGAGUGAUCGUGCGGAGCUGCAACUACUUCAACUCUAACACGCUCCCGCUGAAGAUCAACUUCUGCGGGCCCGACCGGGUGACGGUGCCGGCGAUCUUCAAAGCGGGCGACGAUCUGCAGCAGGACAGCCUCACGAUACAGAUGGUGCGCAUCAUGGACAAGAUGUGGCUCCGGGAGGGUCUCGAUCUGAAGAUGGUCACCUUCAACUGUGUGCCGACGGCGUACAAGCGGGGCAUGAUCGAGCUGGUGUCGGAUUCGGAAACGCUGCGCAAGAUCCAGGUCGAGUGGGGCGUGACGGGUUCGUUCAAGGACAAGUCGAUCGCCGAGUGGCUGGCGAAGCAGAACCCGAGCCAGCUCGAGUACCAGCGGGCGGUCGAGAACUUUACGCGCUCGUGCGCCGGCUACUCGGUCGCGACCUACAUACUCGGCAUUUGUGAUAGGCAUAACGAUAACAUUAUGCUCAAAACCUCCGGCCACCUGUUCCACAUCGACUUCGGGAAGUUCCUGGGCGAUGCGCAGAUGUUUGGUAAUUUUAAACGUGAUCGAACGCCUUUCGUGCUGACGUCCGACAUGGCGUAUGUGAUAAACGGUGGUGAUCGACCAUCGGCCAAGUUCCACCAGUUCGUCGAUCUGUGCUGUACGGCGUUCAACAUCGUGCGCCGCCACGGUGACCUGCUGCUGCACAUGUUCGCCCUCAUGACCACCUCCGGCAUCCCGGGGGUCACGGUCGAGGCGGUGAACUACGUGCGCAAUGCGCUGCUGCCGGGUCAAUCGAACCCGGAAGCGGCGGCCACAUUCGCGAAGAUGAUCCACAUCUCGCUCAAGUCGUGGUUCACACAGUUCAACUUCUUCCUGCACAACAUCGCCCAGAUGAAGUUCACGGCCGAAGCGGCCGACGACGGCGGCGAACUGCUGAGCUUCAUACCGAGGGUUUACACCAUGGCACAGGAUGGGCGGCUGAAGUCCGUCACGGUGCACGGGUUCCAGAAGCGCUACGACCAGGAAAAGUAUUACACCUACAUUCUGAAGGUGACGCGCCAGAAUCAGCCGGAUCCGGCGUAUCUGUUUCGCUCGUACAAGGAGUUUUGCGAGUUCCACCAGAAGCUAUGCCUGCACUUUCCGCUAGCCAAACUGCACAGCUUGCCGUCCGGCAUUCACGUGGGCCGCUCGAACGUCAAGGUCGUUGCCGAACGUCGUCUUCCAGAGAUACGCCAGUUUCUCAUCUCGCUCUUCAAUUCGGCAGAUGAAAUUGCACAUUCCGAUCUAGUUUAUACGUUCUUCCAUCCGCUGCUGCGCGACCAACAGGAGGCCGACAUACACGCGGCCAAGGUGAAAGGUAAUCCGGCCGCGAUCGAAGCCAGUCAGCCGCCGCAGCUCGGCGGCAAGAUAAAGAUUUCACUGCAGUACCACCGGGACACGCUGAUCGUGAUGAUACAUCACGCGCUGUCGCUGCCAACGACCCCGAGCGGCCAGCCCCCGAACACGUACGUCAAGGUUUAUCUCAAGCCGGACGGCACGAAGGCGACCAAACGCAAAACCAAAGUCGUCCGGAAGAACUGCAAUCCUAGCUUUAUGGAGACGUUGGAGUACCGAUUGCCGAUCGAGUUCAUCCAGAAGAAGGUGUUGCACGUAACGAUCUGGUCCCACGAUUCGCUCCAGGAGAAUGCAUUCCUCGGUGGGUUCGAGCUACCGCUGGCGGAGAUUGAUCUGCGCCGGGAAACGCUCCAGUGGCACCAGCUGGGUUACCUGACGCGAUCGUAGGCCCCCGUUCUACGAUCUACUACAGCUCGUGUGCGUACGUGUGUAUCUUUUCCUGUAAUUUUGUGAUGAUUUUGUAUGAGUGUUGCUUUGCCCAUUAAGUUUUCUAUUACCUAAUAUGUCACUGUUAGUUUGUCACAAUAUACUCAAAAGCGAGCGAGUCCGAGGAACAGUAGUAUCGGCAGGCAUUUGCAGCAGCUGGCGGCACCUGGGUUCCGUGCCGAAGUGCAUGUAUUAAGAGUCAGCAAGGUUGUACGGGGAAAACGGAACGAAAGUAAGAUCAGAUGAGCUAUUUUAUGCAUUUUUAGCAACACGCGUUUAGUAACGUUACACAGGCUUCAACUUCGUUUCGUGAGCUUCUCGCAGCUUGGAACGCCAACAGAUGGAACCGUUUAGAGUUCACCCCAUUAGAGAAUCCAACGGCAGUCGGAGUGUAAUGUGUAUGUGAUUAAAGUGCUUUCGUACUGCCGUGUUCUG